AUGGUACAAAAUUAUGUUUCAUUUUUGAAAUUAGCCGAUCAAGAAUCAUUGAUUGUGCCAACAUUCGAAAUCGAUUUGAUUUGGCAUACACAUAUGAGAGCAAAUCACUCUUACUUAGUAGCUACAGAAGCCCUAUGUGGAUUUCGUCUCGACCAUAAUGAUGAUAUCGAUAAGGAUACCCUAGGCAAUGCAUAUAAGAGAACAGCUGAACGAUGGAAAGAAAUUUAUAAGACGGAAUAUGGUACAAAUAUUGACAAAAAUCAAUUGAGUACAUCACAAUAUGCUAGUAAUUGUGCACUUGUAUCACGAACAAGAUUAGUUAUUCAGUCUUCGUUACCUGCCAGUAAAGUAGUAAAGAGUAAUGUUUGGAGCAAUGAUGGAGGCGGUGAUGGUGGUGGUGACGAUUGUGGUGAUGGUGAUGGUGAUGGUGGUUGCGGUGGUGACGGUGGAUGUGGAGGAAGUUUACCUCUUGGCACACAAAGCCCCUAUGGUACACUUCGUCUUAGUUCUGAUGCGAGUGAUACACUCGAUCCUCCAAUUAAAUUUGAACAUUAUGGCGGUUAUCAAUAUUCAGAUACACAUAUAAACGUUUUCUCACAUAGACAUACGUUCGGUGCCGGCCUUCAAGACUAUGGUGAAAUGGGUAUCUUUCCUGUUCAAGUCGAUAGUGAUAACCAUCUACAACGUCUGAUUUCAACUAGAAAUGACUAUCGAAGUGCAUUUACACAUGAACGUGAACGAAUCAAGCCUGACUUCUAUCAAGUCUAUCUUGACACCCAUAGAAUCAAUGUUGAAUUAACUGCUACUAAGCAAGUCGAUAUUCAUCGAUAUUCAUUUGAUAAUAUCAAGAAAAAACAUCGUAUUAUUCUCAUUGAUAGUAGUUAUACACUACCACUAGCAGCUUGUAAUCGGAGUCAUGUGCAUAUUGAUUCGGAAAAGAAUGAAAUAACUGGUUCGAUCUUUUUCGAAGGAAAUUUUUCUAGAAGUUUUGGUGGUAUGACAACAUAUUUUAUUAUUACAUUUACUAAUUGA
This is a messenger RNA of Rotaria sp. Silwood1, 1032 nucleotides long. The record is from the annotation of a GenBank genome assembly. Lineage: Eukaryota; Metazoa; Rotifera; Eurotatoria; Philodinida; Philodinidae.